Messenger RNA from Pieris macdunnoughi, 2046 nucleotides. The record is from the annotation of a GenBank genome assembly. NCBI's taxonomy places the organism in Eukaryota, Metazoa, Arthropoda, Insecta, Lepidoptera, Pieridae.
AUGGAAGACUUCGACAUAUUUGAUGAAAAUGAAUUUGAGCCACCUGUUUAUAAAAAAAUUCUGAAUGAAUUUAUGGAAAGUAUGCCGCCGAUGCCAUGUAGUGCAAAUUAUCAGAGUGGACGAAGACUUAAUGGUGAAGAGUGUUUAGUAGAAAAUAAGGAAGAUUAUGGAUUUAAUUUUAGUGAAUCUGUAUCAGCUGCUGUUAGGAGUUUAGCUGUUUAUAGGGAUGACCAACAAAAUGUCACAAGUGCAGACCCAGGAAUUGAUGCCUUAAAGUUAAUGCACCUCUUUACAAAGUCAAGUCAUAAAAUAAGUCCAACACCUUUAAAAAAAGAAGACAAAUAUUUAGAAGAUUUUUUAAAAGAUGUGGCAUGCGAGAGUCAUGUGUCUUCAAUGAAAGAUGAUCCAGAUAUGCCCUUUCAUAAAAAAUAUAUUAGAUUUGGUACUCAUAAUAAUGUUAAGAAUUUACUUAUGAUUUUGGAUGAAUUACCUAAAGAAUGGACUAUUAUACAGCUAACCUCCCGGUACAACCCAGAGGAGAAUGUAAAACCAUUUGAUGAGUUUAAAACUGAUAUUAGUUCUAUAUUUAUAACAAUGUUUACAAAUCAUUAUGUCGACAAACCAAUGAGUGUUUUAAUACCAGCGAAUAUUACUAAAGAAGGAGAAAAGCCACUAUUUAAAGAACUUUAUUCUCUGUUGGAUGAUAACUAUAAGACCAUAGAGAGUGCUCAAUAUCUGAACAAUAAAAGACUGAUUAAAAAUUAUUGGAGUCAGAGGGAUGAUAUUGAUCUACGAAUGAAGGGUGUGUUAAACAUGAUGGAUAAGGAGUGGCUUGGUGGAUGGUGCUCCCUUCUCACGGGAAAGUUAGUGGAUUCAAAACUGAAAAAUAAAAUAAUCCAUUACGUAGACUCUGCCAUUUCUGAUUGGGGGUUCAUAAAACUAACAACCAAACAGAAAAUACUGCUAUACAACCUCAUGGACUGCUCACCGGUGUUGUCAUCACAACAAAUUAAAUCUUGCAUCCGGCAGAUUUUGACGGAACAUGGCGACACUGAAGAAUUAAGGACUUUUAAACGUGAUAUAAAGUGUUUAGACUGUGAUAGUGAUUUUAGAUUCUCUAGUGAAUUGUGCUUGAACUGUUUGUCGAAGUGUUUUGAAGAAAUUCACAAGUUUAGUGUGGUCGAUGGUAUCAAAGCGUUUUCUCAAGUGGCAAUGAAGAUAAAGGAUGAUUUAGAUUUUAGGGAAGCACGCAGACAUCCUGUCAUCUUGAUUGUUGAUGAGUUACUAGAUUCAUUCCCAUGGGAAUCUUUACCAGCUCUGAACCCGCAUCCCAUCACUCGGAUGGAAAAUAUUCACUUCCUCUACUACUUGUACAAGACGCAUGAAGAUAGCAUAGUUGACGGAUAUUUUUUAACGAAGUCAGAGGUCGGCAGAUAUGUUAUUAAUCCUGACAAAGACCUACAGCGUAUGCAGCUUCGUAUGCAGUCCUUCAUAGAAUUCUGGUGCGGAGACUGGAAGGGUCGAAUCGCUGAGCCACCAGCGCCGGGAGAACUGCUUGAAUAUUUGAACGCAGCUGACAUUUUCCUCUACUGCGGCCACGGCGAUGGCGUAGGCGCAGUGUGUAGUGGCAGCGGUGUGUGUCGCGGCCGUUGUGUUUGUGUGUUGUCCGGGUGUGGGUCUGUGCGUCUGAGUGGCGCCAGUGGGAGGGCGCCACCUGCCGCCCCGCACCAACACCUGCAUGUCGCAGGCUGUCCCUGCGUGGUGGGAAUGCUGUGGGAAGUAACGGAUUUAGAAGUGGAUAAAGUGGUGAGCACAUUGGUAGCCCUCAGUGUCUCAAGUAAAGCCCCGCUCGACUGGAAAUGUGUGGGCAAAGCCAAGUGGAGUCAAGGGGAAAUUGACACAAAUGUCGAACAGAAGCCACGAUCGCCGCCGGAGCAAAAUUUGCUUUUAGCAAUAUCGAAGGCGCGUCAGGCAACCAAUUAUCUCAUGAUAUCAACUAGUAUUGUCUCCAGAGGGUUGCCAGUUAAAAUAAUUGAUACACCAUAA